GAACUAUGGUGAGAAGCAAACUGAAGGGGAUGGAGAGAGGUAAGAAGGUUCUGCCAAAAGAAAAGAAGUGUGUUCUUAAAGGGUGCAUCAAGGAUAGCAAAGGACCUUGGUUAGUUCAUAGAACCAGCAAAAAUGGAGGUGUAGUUAGCAAGCUUCGUUAUCCUUCUGAUAGGGAGCGACAGAAAAAUAAGCAAAGGGAGCGUAAUCGACGAGCUGUAGCUCAAAAGAUCUUUGCGGGACUUCGGGCUCAUGGCAACUACCAGCUUCCCAAGCAUUCCGAUACUAAUGAUUUGUUAAAAGCUUUGUGUGAUGAAGCGGGGUGGCAUGUCGGAGAAGAUGGAACAGUUUCGAGGAAGGUGAAAAAUAAUUCCUAA
This is a messenger RNA of Ilex paraguariensis (yerba mate), 374 nucleotides long. The record is from the annotation of a GenBank genome assembly. NCBI's taxonomy places the organism in Eukaryota, Viridiplantae, Streptophyta, Magnoliopsida, Aquifoliales, Aquifoliaceae.